AACGCUGCUGGUCGGGAGCAGAAAAACCAUGCUCCGUUCGUCUAGGAUUAGGCAUAUAACAUAUUAUACCCGUGGUUAUUGACAACAAUUGACAUGUGGAUACUAUUGACACGAUAAUAACAUCAUCGUUGACAACCUGCUUAAACAUGUACCACUCAGACCACAGAGUCAAUUUCCCUGACCGCUCCUUCAGCAUUCCAGGCCCUGGAACUUUGGGUUUAGCAUCUAACCACUGAACCAACUCCCUGUCUGAUACCCCUCCACAUAUCCUAUACCCCCUACCCCAGCACCCACACAGCCUUUCCCCCUGCCCCCUGUCUGAACCCCUAUACCCGGGUACACCCAGGGACCAUGGACAACCCCCCCAAGCUGUCUGGCGAGACCCUGAUUGUUCACCACAUCCCCCUGGUACACUGUCAGGUGACUGGUGGGCGGCAGGGCUGUGGUGGAGGAGGGGGGUCCCUGAAGAGAUCAAACCCUUUCAGCUACCCAGAAACCCUGGGCUUGAGUCGCACCACCUCCCUUCCUGAGCAGGAUGUACUCCAGAGGGAAGCCCUGGUAUACAGCAGCCUCAUCCAGACCUCCACAGGAGGAGGAGGAGAGGGAGAGGGAGGAGGAGGAGGGAGAGGAGGCAGCACGGGGAGCGAUGAUUCGUCGGUGACAUCCAGUAACUGCGAGGACCAGGUGAUGGUGAUGGUGGCCCACACUAUGCCCAGGGUGAAGCCAAGAGAACAGGUCAACAACCCACUCCGGCCCCGUCACAACCCUUUUCUGCUCAACACGGAGGAGGAUGAUGAUGAUGAGGAGGAGGAAGAAGAGGAAGAUGAUGGUGAUAACCUGAACGGUUACUUGGAAGACUCCUCCUUUCAUCUCCAUGGCGAUACAAACUCCGCCCUGGACGAGGAGGGAGACGGGAUUGCACCCUUUCACCUCCACGACCUGGGGUCCACCACACACAAGCCCUUCCUGUUGCACAGCACCCUGGGUAAACACUCUUGGGGCUGCUCAGGGAGGCUGGACUCCCUUAGGGGCGUGUCCUCUGAUCUCUCCACCCACCUGGAGGGCCUGGACCUGCUGGGAUUGGACAGUCCACGUCGCCACGGCAGCAGUGGCUCCACCCUCUCCAUGGACUGCGGUGAGCAGGAGUGGGGUGAGGAUGAGGAGGAGGAAGAGGAUCAUCCAAUGAGGGGUGGGGGACGGGGCUAUAGCCAAGCUGACUCCUCCUCUGGCUCUGGCGCCACCCACCAGCGCUGCUCCUGCUGCGGCCUCUCCCAGACAUAUCUUGAACAUUUCCCGGAACCGUUUUCAGAGUCGUCGGAACGCCAGCUGGGCUACGCCAGCGACUCUUCCUGUAACAGCUCAGAUGGCGUGCUGGUUAACUUCAGCGCCAUCUAUAAUAACAUGAACAACAGCAUCCCAGCAACCUCUACCAAGCCGCCACCUCUGGCCACCACGACCACCAACCUCAACAGCUCCACCGACCAAUCUUGCACUUCCUCUGUCUGCAUCUGCUCAGUGCUAGAUGAGGAGGCAGGGAGUCGAAGAGGCUCCGGAGGUGGGGCUUUCUACCUAGACCUCCACACCUCCCCCACCGAACCCCCCCACCUCCACUCUCAACAACCCCCCUGCCCCUCCAGCAACACCCUGCCGUUACUCAUCGAACCCCACUCUCACCCUCACCCCACCACCUCCUCCUGCACCUGCUCAGCUGAACACCAGAGGGCUCUAGACCUGGACUCCAACUGUAACUCCUAUCACCCCCCCCACUCCGACUCAGGAAGUGACCUCAUGUCCUGUCUGCGGAGCCAGGCGCGUCUGGUGGUAACCACCCAGAACUACUAUAAGCUGGUGACCUGUGACCUUUCUUCUCCGUCGCCCCCGAGCCCUGCGGGAAGCUCCGCAUCGGUGGCCAGCUGCUCUGACGAGCACAGCAAGGAUAGCCCUGCCCCUGACACGCCCACCGCCACCCAGCCAACCGAAUACUACCUGUUCAGGCGGCCACCGGGAGGAGAGGAGGAGGAGGAAGAGGAGGAGGAGGAGGAGGAAGAGGAGGAGGGAGGAGAGUCAUCACAGCGUGAUGAAGAUGAGGAAGAAAAUGAUGAAGACGAGCAGGAUGGGAAGAAGAGGAAGCUGCAGGAGCAGAUGGGUGGAGCCUGUUCAGACCCAAUCAUUGAGGGCCAGGUGUACGUCAACAUCUCCCCUCCUGUGGUUGGCCGAGGACCCAUCGGUGGAGGGCCCAGCCGCCCCCGUUCCCGUAGCUACGACCGGAACCUGGACAUGGCCCCACCCCCUCGGCUCGGCUCAUUGGAGCGCAUGCUGAGCUGCCCUGUCCGUCUCAGUGAGGGCACCGCCCCCCUGGGCCCGUCCCCUCUGCCGCGGGUCACUUCCUUUGCCGAGAUUGCCAAGAGCAAGAGGAAAAAUGGAGGAAGCAUGGGCUCUCCUUCUCUCAGGAUGGGGGGAAGUUCAGAUCCCUUCUCCUCCACCCACUCGGCCCACUCCCACUCCUCGGCCGACUUCUCCCCCAUCCUGGAGGGCCUGGGUCAGGGUCCGAGCCACAGUUUGCCCUUCCAGCGCUGCUACAGCCAGGGCAGUGUGGACCGCCACUCACCUGGUGGUGGCGUCAGAGAGACACGCUCCAAGGCCGAAGGUGGUCUCUCCAGCUCUUCAUCCAGCUCAGCAGUGGUGCGUUACACUAAAGACCAGCGUCCCACCACCCUCCCCAUUCAACCCUUCACCUUCCACCACCAGUUCUCCAAGCCGCCCCAGCCCCUGCUUCCCUUGCUGACAGGCUACGUCUCUGGGAUGCAGGCCCGGGGUGGAGGGCCUUCGGGAGGUCCGGAGGGGGGUGAAGGCGCCAACGAUCCAGGGCAAGACUCGAUGCGUUGGUCCCAGGGUAGUGGUGGUGAUGGGAUGGUGUCAGCAGUGGCUAGCCUCGGUCCUGGCUCGGUCCGGCCCUCGCCACUGGGUAGCUAUUCCCCGGUCCGCCUCCAGGGAGCGACAUCCAGCUCAGGGACCUGUUCUACCUGUACCCCCAGCCCCCAGCCAACCCGGAGCCUCUCCUGCCCCCUCUCCACCGGGCUCCUGCCCCUUCACCAUACCCCUUCACCAGCGGCACCAGCGGCAGCUGCCCAUCUGCCACCCACACCUCCGCCCCCAACAUUGGGGGUGAAGCGGGGUGCGGUGCCCCCCAUGUUGCCUCCGGUGCAGGGCCAGGUGCAGGGUCACCACCACCACCGUGGGACCCUGCCCACUUUACCGGCCGUUCCCCAGAACAGUGAGACUUCGCUGGGAUACGAGGAGACGACAUUAGACUCCCUGGAGGGGAGCAGAGGACCAGGGCCCAGGACACAACAUGGGCACCACCUCUCUCCACAGACUCUGAAAUGGAGGGAGUAUCGUCGAAAGAACCCAUUAGGGGUGGAGAGGUGUUCCUUGGGGGGCUCUGCAGGGUCAGGCGAUCCGCCUCUAUCAGGCAGUCUGGACGGGAACGGUCGUAGGGGCGGGGCCGUUGGUCAGCGAAUCACAAGACGGAACGUGUUUGACUUCCCUCCGGCCUCUAGUGGCCACAACCCCCUGGGACGACUCAAUGGCCAGUCUGUGAAGCAGCAGUACUACAGUGACUUCCUGCCAGACUACUUCUCCCUGACCGAGCGUCCUCCAGAAGAGUUCUGUCUCUCUCCGGAUGCCUCCUCUUCCUCAUCAUCCUCCUCUUCCUCACAGUCCCACAUCGCUGUGGACCUGCAGCAGAAGAGAGGUUUAGUCAAAGCCAUUAAUACAGCGGUAGAUUUAAUCGUAGCUCAUUUUGGCACCAGUCGGGACCCUGAUGUGAAGGCGAAGCUGGGUAACAGUUGGGUGAGUCCCAACGUGGGUCACCUGAUCCUAAAGUACCUGUGUCCAGCUCUAAGGGAGGUGCUGGGGGAUGGGCUGAAGGCCUACGUCCUGGACCUGAUCAUCGGACAGAGACGCAACCAGCCCUGGAGCCUGGUAGAGGCCUCCACACAACUAGGCCCAUCCACCCGUGUUCUCCACAGCCUGUUCUCCAAAGUGUCCCAGUACUCAGAGUUCACCAGCCACAGUAUGAGACUCAAUGCAUUCAUCUUCGGACUGCUCAACCUGCGAUCUUUGGACUUUUGGUUCAAUCACCUCUACACUCAUGAAGACAUCGUAGCGACCCACUACCACCCGUGGGGUUUCCUUCCGUUGUCCCAGAGGCCCUGCCAGCCUCUAUUCGAGGAGUUCCUUCUCCUCCUGCAGCCUCUAUCCCUAUUGCCCUUUGACCUUGACCUUCUCUUUGAGCCCCGAUUGGUCCAGAAGGGCCAGGAACACCGUAGACGCAAGGAGCAGCUCUGCUCCGCCUCCACCGGCGAGGACCUGGACCAAUCAGCACGCUCCACCUUCCAGCUCAUGAGGGGGUGGAGCACAGAGUCACGGAGGGCGGAGUCUAUGAGAGAUAAAAGGGAAGGGGGCGGGGUGGGGAAGAGAGAGAGGCUGGGUCUGAGACGAGAGGGAACAUGGCCUAGGAUGGAAGGGGUUGGAGAGAGAGGGAAUAGAGAAGGGAUGAUGCAGAGGACAGGGUCUAGGAGAGAAGGGGCGGGGAUGGAUCGUUCAGGAGCAGGACUUUUAGAAGCACAGCCAAUGACGACGGAAGUAGGGACAGGGUUUGCCAAUCUGUGGAGGGAGAGUGGGAGGGGGAGGGGCAUAGUAAAGAGAGCAAAGGGGGUGGGAGGAGAGAGCCAGAGGGAAGGGGAAAGUGAGGGAGGGAAGGAGGAGAGGAGGAAGGAGAGAGAGAGGGAUUGGGCGGAGGAGGGUCGUCAGCGGCAGGAGCGUGAUCGCCAGGCGUGCUGGUGGUACCAGCUCAUGCAGAGUUCCCAGGUCUACAUCGACCAAUCAGCUCAGGGGGGCUCAAAGUUUGUCAAGACUGAGAAGAGGAAGAAGUCUGCGGAGAGGCGGAGCCAGCUCCCGCCCCCCAGGGAGGGCGUGGUGGAAGGGGCGGAGUCUAGCCAGGAUGAGGAGGGUCUCAGAGAGAGAGGGAGAAGCAGGAAGAGCAGCUCCAGCUCCAGUGGUGAGUGGACAGGGUCCAGGGGAAGAGGAAGACUCUCCUGGAUGGGGAGUCCCCCAGAGUCGCUGCUCACCCAGGACAAGGAGAACGAGACGGAACUGGGGGCCCCAGUGACAGGAGCACCAGAGGCCUCAGUGGCCCAGCCAGCGACCCAGGCUGAGUGUCCCUCCCAGGGCAUGCGUUGGGGUAGGCUGUUUGGGUCCAGCAUAGGAGGUGGUGGCACCCCCUCCAGGCCAGAGCAGAGAUCAGCCAAAAGUCAGAGCAGGCUGCCGUCCGGCUGGCUGACAGGUCUGGACAUGUCCGUGCUGGACCUCGUAGCUCAGACGGUGGGGGUGGGGACAGGUAAGAGGGUGGAGCCUUCAGCUCCUAUGGCCCCUCCCACUCUGAACCAACCCUCUCUACCUCUUCAGACAGCACAGGAGAGCCACACCCAACAACCCUGUGAAGUACGAGCCCUGUGCCACCACAUAGCCACGGAGCCUGACCAGCUGAGUUUCCAGAAAGGGGACAUACUGAGAGUCCUGAGCCGGGCCGACUCCGACUGGCUCCUCUGCUCCCUGGGGGCCCAGCGGGGCCUGGUGCCUUUCAUCUAUGUUACCCUGAGGGGCAUGGAGGACAGCCAGGUGCCCCAAUGGCCUCAGGGACCACACUGACCUGACAGACUCAACUAGGGUUCCAAAAUUAUGUUUUUUCAGAAAUCACUGUUGGGAGAUUCCUGGAAUCAAGAGGAAAUAAGGAGGAGAUCUGUGAUUCCUCCAACCGGGAUUUCUGGUAAACCUAGGGGUUUUGGGAAAGUUAGUCUGAACCGAGGGGCCACAUUAAGGAAGGGAGAGUGGGGAAAGGAGGAAAGGACUCAGAGGACCAAAUAUGGACAUACAGUAUGUAUUCACUGGGUGGAUACAAGACGAUGGAUACUCAUGGAGGAUGCUGAUAUGACUGAUAUGACUGGUUUAAAGUGUAAUUAUUGUACUGUGGGAUGAAACACAGACAGAUACAGACACACACACAAACACACAAACACACAAAUAAACAGAUGUAAACAUGCAUGUAUGUACAUAUACAAAUACCUAUACACACAGGCGCGAACAAACAGACUUCUCUACGCAUGCAUCUACACUAAACUCAUGCAUGCAUACAUUCAGACUAUACUCACACGCACGCACACACACAAACCAAAACAAACCAAAACAAACUGUAUGGGAAUACCAAACAGAGACACAUGGCUAGCUACAGAGACUGCCUCAGCUCAGCCAAUAUAUAUAUAUACCACACCUAGCUGUGCUUUACUUUACCAUGCCCCAGAACUAUACUCUAUCAAUCACCUAGCUGUGCCACACUUUGAAUGCAGAUGCUAAUGCUAAAUGCUAGUGCAAAUGCUAGUGCUAGUCCUUGUCCUAGUGCUAAAUACAAGUGCUAGUGCUAAAGCUAGAGCUAAUGCUAGUGCUAAUGCUAAUAGAAAACUUCAGGAGACUGGUUAAAGGACUUGUCAUUAAAUGUAUCCACACUGACAUCAUGCUACUUGAUUUACUUAAUUAGCCCAGAGUACCCCUGCUUUGUAGUAGGAUGCUAGUAUGAAAAGUAGUGUUGUUACAAAACAGAAAAGAGAAAAAAAAAGACAAUAUUGUUUGUGUGAUCUAUCUCUGGGUGUGUCUUCUGACAGCUGUCGUCGUUUCUCUGUGUGGGCUAAAUACAAAUGGACAGACAGAUAAACCGGUUUGAACUGGCUUCAUUAAUUCCUCGUCAUCUGCAAAUUCCUGAUACUCAUCAUCUUGGUAACACCAUGAUUUUGGAUGGACUUAUAAACCUGACUGAUUGGACAAAGCCAACAACAUCCUCUGGUUCCUCCCUUCACUUCCUGUUUGUUUUGGUGGAUGGGAUGAACUGACCUAUCACUGCAGGUGUUGGGAAGGAAAGGGGUGGAGCCGGGCCUAGUGCAUGUAACCUAGCAACAAACUGACAAUGUUUUUGUGUCUUUUCAACUCUUCUUCACCUCUGUUAGAACCCCAAAACCCUAGCUCCUCCCACCUGCUCCACCCCUCUCUCCUUUAUCCAAUAAAACUGCACAGCUUUCAGGAGGAUACUGUACCUCCGGUACAGAGAAAACGAAUUUCAAGAGGCUAUGAUAAGCUAUGAGCUGUAUGUGUCUAUAUAUAUAUCCAGACUGUAAAUGCAUAUACGACUUACUUAUUUAUUGAUUAACGACUAAUGACGAUAUCAUUUAUUAUCGUUGAGGAAAACCAUGUAGUAGAGGUGGAUAAAGAAGGAAGGAUGUCGAAUGAAAGCAACACAUGGCUUUGGAGGUCUGUUCAGGGGCUUUGGUGAAUCUUUCUGAACGUGUUGG
Messenger RNA from Oncorhynchus masou masou (cherry salmon), 7400 nucleotides. RefSeq names its product AP-4 complex accessory subunit RUSC2-like. The record is from RefSeq and is a predicted model, not a curated record. Lineage: Eukaryota; Metazoa; Chordata; Actinopteri; Salmoniformes; Salmonidae. Gene Ontology annotation, molecular function: protein binding. Gene Ontology annotation, cellular component: cytoplasmic vesicle.